AUGGAUUCGCACACGGGUCUCGCAGAAGUCUUGAGAACUCUGCAACAUAUCGUGUCUUCACCUGACCUCGCCGUCUCUCGACACCUGGUUCCCUCGGAUGGGAAUGGGCCGACAGACAGGUUUCCAGUUUUGCCUCGAAACAUCCCGACGCUACCACUUCCCAAACUCAGUCAAACACUCGCGUCUUCAUCCUCUGGCGAUCAGCAGCGACGAGCGGAUGAUGACGACACGCUCGAGAGGCUAACAAAGCACCUCACGACCACCAUCCUUCCGUACCUCAAUCUCUCUUCGCUCUCCCCAAACUACUACGGCUUUGUGACUGGCGGCGCCACCCCGGCGGCCCUACUAGGCGACUUCCUCAGCUCCAUCUACGACCAAAAUGUCCAAGUUCACUUACCGCGAGAGACCGUCGCGACAACCCUGGAAGUCGCGACCUUGAAUCUGCUCCUACAACUGUUUCGGCUGCCGGAGGCUGAGUGGGGGAUUGGCAGACGCGGCUCGGGGGGCGGGGGAACGUUCACCACAGGCGCGACGGCGAGCAAUGUCCUCGGCCUGGCGUUGGGGAGGGAAUUCGUGCUUCGAAAGGCCCUGCAAAGGCGAGGAGGCUUCUCGGAGGCUGAUUGGAGCUGUGGCGAGCAUGGCAUCCCGGAACUCAUGUAUCAAGCCGGUCUGCGAAAGAUCCAAGUGCUCAGCACGUUGCCUCAUUCGAGCAUCGCCAAAGCCGCGAGCAUCGUUGGAAUAGGAAGGACGAAUGUCAUUUCCAUUUCCACCUCGCAGGCCGACCCACUGCAGAUCGACCUCGCCCGCCUGAGAGAGGAGGCGGCAAAACCGGGCGUCGUCAACAUCCUCGCCAUCUCGGCGGGAGAAGUCAACACGGGCCGCUUCGCCACGGAUUCGCUCGACCAAAUGACCCGCAUCCGCAGCAUAUGUGACGAGUUCGGGGUCUGGAUCCACGUGGACGGCGCCUUCGGGCUCUUUGGCCGUGUCUUCUCCCCGGACGAUCCUGGCCACGAAGAAUUUGGCGCGGUAAUACGUGGAGUCGACGGCAUCGAGCUCGCCGACUCUAUCACGGGAGACUGUCACAAACUCCUCAACGUCCCUUACGAUUGCGGCGUCUUCUUUACCCGCCACAAGACUCUCUGUGAAGACGUCUUCCGGAACGGCAACGCGGCGUAUCUUACCGGCGCCGCCACCACCAAUACCACCGCCGCCGCCAUUACGUCCUCAACGAGCAACGGCAAUGGGGUUGGGGAUGUCUACGACGCGAUCCAAAGUCCAUUGAAUAUCGGCAUUGAGAACUCGCGCAGAUUCCGCGCGUUGCCCGCCUACGCGACCCUCAUGGCCUACGGGAGGACGGGAUAUUUGGAAAUGUUGAGACGGCAGAUCAGACUGGCGAGGAGGGUGAGCAGCUGGCUCCUCAGAGAGGAAAGGUUCGACCUCUUGCCGGCGCGUAGUGGCGGGGAGACCGAGCAGGAUGCUCUGGCUAAGACGUUCGUUGUGGUCCUGUUCAGAGUUAAGGAUGAGGGACUGAUGAGAGAUUUUGUGACGAGGGUGAAUGAAACUGGGAAGAUCUAUAUGACGGGGACGGUGUGGGACGGGAAGCCCGCAGCAAGGAUUGCGAUAAGUAAUUGGCAGGUGGAUCUGGAGAGAGAUGCCAAGUUGAUUGAAGAGGUCUUGGACCAAGUGGCUGGAACACGACAGUGA
Messenger RNA from Cladophialophora psammophila CBS 110553, 1704 nucleotides. RefSeq lists its product as uncharacterized. The record is from RefSeq and is a predicted model, not a curated record. Gene Ontology annotation, molecular function: carbon-carbon lyase activity; pyridoxal phosphate binding. Gene Ontology annotation, biological process: carboxylic acid metabolic process. NCBI's taxonomy places the organism in Eukaryota, Fungi, Ascomycota, Eurotiomycetes, Chaetothyriales, Herpotrichiellaceae. The coding region runs from base 1 to 1704 and encodes 567 amino acids. The transcript has a single exon.